Gorilla gorilla gorilla (western lowland gorilla) is the source of this 2132-nucleotide messenger RNA. It is a transcript of the gene TDP2, whose product is annotated as tyrosyl-DNA phosphodiesterase 2. Gene Ontology annotation, cellular component: cytoplasm; PML body. Lineage: Eukaryota; Metazoa; Chordata; Mammalia; Primates; Hominidae. Gene Ontology annotation, molecular function: 5'-tyrosyl-DNA phosphodiesterase activity; single-stranded DNA binding; protein binding. The record is from RefSeq and is a predicted model, not a curated record. The transcript is spliced from 7 exons. Bases 91 to 1269 code for a protein of 392 amino acids. Gene Ontology annotation, biological process: double-strand break repair.
GCACUUCGCACCCACCGCCCCGGCGGCUCGCUUGCGGCGCAGCUGUACCAGUUGCCCGAGAGCGGAGCGCAUUUCCCCGCCGGGCGGUUGAUGCGGCAGCGCCAUGGCACAGGCGCCUGCGCAGAGCCACGCGUUGGCCUCCUGUUCCGCUUAAAGGGGCGGUGCAGAGGCGGCAAGAAGAUGGAGUUGGGGAGUUGCCUGGAGGGCGGGAGGGAGGCGGCGGAGGAAGAGGGCGAGCCCGAGGUGAAAAAGCGGCGACUUCUGUGUGUGGAGUUUGCCUCGGUCGCAAGCUGCGAUGCCGCUGUGGCUCAGUGCUUCCUGGCCGAGAACGACUGGGAGAUGGAAAGGGCUCUGAACUCCUACUUCGAGCCUCCGGUGGAGGAGAGCGCCUUGGAACGCCGCCCUGAAACCAACUCUGAGCCCAAGACCUAUGUUGACCUAACCAAUGAAGAAACAACUGAUUCCACCACUUCUAAAAUCAGCCCAUCUGAAGAUACUCAGCAAGAAAAUGGCAGCAUGUUCUCUCUCAUUACCUGGAAUAUUGAUGGAUUAGAUUUAAACAAUCUGUCAGAGAGGGCUCGAGGGGUGUGUUCCUACUUAGCUUUGUACAGCCCAGAUGUGAUAUUUCUACAGGAAGUUAUUCCCCCAUAUUAUAGCUACCUAAAGAAGAGAUCAAGUAAUUAUGAGAUUAUUACAGGUCAUGAAGAAGGAUAUUUCACAGCUAUAAUGUUGAAGAAAUCAAGAGUGAAAUUAAAAAGCCAAGAGAUUAUUCCUUUUCCAAGUACCAAAAUGAUGAGAAACCUUUUAUGUGUGCAUGUGAAUGUGUCAGGAAAUGAGCUUUGCCUUAUGACAUCCCAUUUGGAGAGCACCAGAGGGCAUGCUGCGGAACGAAUGAAUCAGUUAAAAAUGGUUUUAAAGAAAAUGCAAGAGGCUCCAGAGUCAGCUACAGUUAUAUUUGCAGGAGAUACAAAUCUAAGGGAUCGAGAGGUUACCAGAUGUGGUGGUUUACCCAACAACAUUGUGGAUGUCUGGGAGUUUUUGGGCAAACCUAAACAUUGCCAGUAUACAUGGGAUACACAAAUGAACUCUAAUCUUGGAAUAACUGCUGCUUGUAAGCUUCGUUUUGAUCGAAUAUUUUUCAGAGCAGCAGCAGAAGAGGGACACAUUAUUCCCCGAAGUUUGGAACUUCUUGGAUUAGAAAAACUGGACUGUGGUAGAUUUCCUAGUGAUCACUGGGGUCUUCUGUGCAACUUAGAUAUAAUAUUGUAAAAUGCUUUUCAAAUGUGAGUUUUGUCCUGAUUUUUGCAAAUACAAUUUCCACCUUCUGGAAAGGUAGGUUUGCUGUGGAGGAAAUAGUGUACUAGAUCAUUGUCACAGAAAAACCAACUAUGAUUUAUGGUUGUGUUUUCAGAACUCAACAUUAAAGAUUAAUGUUUAUUUAAAUGAACACAUUCCUGCGUUCAGGAUGUGAGGCCAUUUAAUAAAAAGGGCACAAAGCCUGUCAGAGUUUUCAACGGUGCUUCUAGCUGCCAGCUGGAUUCCAAACAGGUACCACAUUGUCUCUGAGCUAAUGUUUAUAUUUUUCCAUUCAGGCACCGAAAUAGUUAAAUUUAAAAUAAGUCUUCAAAAGAAAACAUAAGGGAUUAUUGAGUUCUUGGGACUGGAUCCUUUAUUUCAUAAGUUCAGAUCAUCUUAAAUGAAAAUGCCAUGAUUAUCUGCAGUUAAGUAGAUGACAGCUAUUCUACAUCAGACUUGAUUUUUGUCAGCUAAUUACAUAAUUGGUAAGCUAUAAUUGAAACCUUAUGGCUUAAAAUUCCUUAACUCCUUUUUGAUUCAUGUUUGUAGUCAUGUUGUCAACAGAGGCAAAGUUAAGCUUGAUGAUGGUUAAAAUCAGUUUGAUAGCACCGUGGGACAUUUUUCUAACAAAAAUAAAUGCGUGAAGAGACAUAGCCUUUUAGUUUUGCUAAUUGUAAAAUGGAAAUGCUUUACAGGAAGUAAAUGCAAAUUACUUUUAAGUGUGCUUUAAAGAAAAAUAUUUUCCUCACAGAAAUUUAAAUAAUUUUAUUUGUUUAUGGUUUGCUUUAGUAUGUUUUUGUGUCCAUGAUGAGAUUAAAUUUUUUAUCUGCUUCCUG